Penaeus vannamei (Pacific white shrimp) is the source of this 641-nucleotide messenger RNA. Lineage: Eukaryota; Metazoa; Arthropoda; Malacostraca; Decapoda; Penaeidae. The record is from RefSeq and is a predicted model, not a curated record.
AUGGGGUUGGCUUCAGGGGGCACGAGGGCCACCCUUGACAAUCAGGGGAACAGGCAACGGGACGAUAAAAAUGAUGAGGAGGCGGCAGAAGGGGGCGUGUCCUGCAACUUGGAUCCGGGGACUUGCAAGUUGGUCAGACUUAUCCACGCGAAGGAGAUUCUGUGCAACAACAACAGAGAGGAUAAUAGACUCCCUUAUAAAAUCAGCAGGCUUCAGUGCCAGAAAGGACUGCGCGUUCUAGACGAAAUCGAAAAGGCUGUCAGUCGAAAACAGUCCAAAAAGAGGCUAAGGGAUCUGUCUUCCAAGUUCUUCAGUCUCAUUCCACAGAGGUUUGAGCUCGAAAAUCUUCCCCUAUUGGACACGGUCGACAUUUUGAGGUCGACAAGGGAAAUUCUGUUGGAGUUUUCGAAAGCAAAGGACACGCUGACCCCGGCCGUGCAUCCAACGCGGGUUCUCUACGAUCAGCUGGAGUGCGACCUGCAACUCGUGUGCAAGAACUCUCCGGAAUAUAAGCUGAUCAGGGAGUACGCAACAGCUUCGAAAUCCACAUAUGGGAGGCGUAUUGUGAACCUUUGGAGGGUCAACCGCAAAGGGGAGAAGGAAAGGUAAGGAGGAGCGAAAGUGGGGUGUAAAGGGAAGAG